Messenger RNA from Sphaerodactylus townsendi, 3741 nucleotides. RefSeq names its product kelch like family member 28 (gene KLHL28). The transcript has 4 exons. Gene Ontology annotation, molecular function: protein binding. Bases 128 to 1843 code for a protein of 571 amino acids. The record is from RefSeq and is a predicted model, not a curated record. Lineage: Eukaryota; Metazoa; Chordata; Lepidosauria; Squamata; Sphaerodactylidae.
ACUAAAAUUUUUGGAUCCCACCACUGGCCCCGUCCCUCUCCAUGGCUGGCCUGCACAGGUGAGUGAGGUGCAUUUCAGCAUCAGGCUCCUCCGAACGCCUUUAGAAACCUGCUUUCCUUUCUCCUAGAUGGACCAGCCGCCUUCGACCUACAUGAUUGCCAACCUAGCCCCGUUGCAUUCAGAGCAGCUCCUGCAGGGCCUCAACCUCCUCCGGCAGCACCAUGAGCUCUGCGACGUCAUCCUGCGCGUCGGAGACGUCAAGAUCCACGCCCACAAGGUGGUCCUGGCCAGCAUCAGCCCCUACUUCAAGGCCAUGUUCAGCGGCAACCUCUCGGAGAAGGAGAACUCCGAGGUGGAGUUCCAGUGCAUCGCCGAGGCCGCCCUGCAGGCCAUUGUGGAGUACGCGUACACGGGGACCGUGUUCAUCUCGCAGGACACUGUGGAGUCCCUCUUGCCCGCUGCCAACCUUCUGCAAAUCAAGCUCGUGCUGAAGGAAUGUUGCACCUUCCUGGAGAGCCAGCUGGAUCCCGGGAACUGCAUCGGGAUCUCUCGCUUUGCCGAGACGUACGGCUGCCACGACCUCUACUCGGCCGCCAACAAGUACAUUUGCCGGAACUUUGAAGACGUUUGCCAGACGGAGGAGUUCUUUGAGCUGACGCAUUCCGAGCUGGACGAGAUCGUCUCCAACGACUGCUUGAACGUGGUCACCGAAGAGACGGUCUUCUACGCCCUGGAAUCCUGGAUCAAGUACGACGUGCAGGAGCGCCAGAAGUACCUGGCCCAGCUGCUGCACUGCGUGCGCCUGCCCCUGCUCAGCGUCAAGUUCCUCACGAGGCUUUAUGAAGCCAACCACCUCAUCCGCGACGACCACACCUGCAAGCACCUGCUGAACGAAGCCCUGAAGUACCAUUUCAUGCCUGAACACCGGCUGUCUUAUCAGACGGUGCUAACCACUCGCCCGCGCUGCCCUCCUAAAGUGCUCUGCGCUGUGGGCGGGAAAGCCGGACUCUUUGCUUGCUUGGAAAGCGUGGAGAUGUACUUUCCCCAAAACGACUCCUGGAUCGGUCUGGCACCUCUCCGCGUCCCUCGCUACGAAUUCGGGAUCUGCGUUCUCGGCCAGAAGAUCUACGUGAUGGGAGGGAUCGCCGCCCCCACCUGUCAAGGCGUCGACUACAACAAACACGAACGGUCUGUGGAAUGCUGGGAUCCCGACACAAACACCUGGGCGUCACUGGAAAGCAUGAACGAAGGCAGGAGCACCCUGGGCGUGGCAGUUCUGGCGCGAGAAAUCUAUGCCUUGGGGGGCUACGACGGGCAGUCCUACCUGCAGUCAGUGGAGAAAUACAUCCCCAAAGUGAAAGAGUGGCAGCCUGUCGCACCCAUGAGCAAAACCAGGAGUUGUUUUGCUGCAGCUGUGCUGGACGGCAUGAUCUACGCCAUCGGCGGCUACGGCCCUGCUCAUAUGAACAGCGUGGAACGGUAUGAUCCUGGCAAAGACUCGUGGGAGACGGUUGCUCCGAUGGCUGACAAACGAAUAAACUUUGGUGUUGGAGUCAUGCUGGGUUUCAUUUUCGUAGUCGGAGGCCACAACGGAGUCUCUCACUUAUCCAGCAUUGAGAGAUACGACCCUCACCAGAACCAGUGGACUGUCUGUCGGCCAAUGAAGGAACCCAGGACAGGAGUUGGUGCCGCCGUCAUUGACACCUACCUGUAUGUUGUCGGCGGCCACUCGGGCUCCUCCUACCUGAACACCGUCCAGAAGUACGACCCCAUCUCAGACGCCUGGCUGGACACGGCCGGCAUGACGCACUGCCGAUGCAAUUUUGGCCUGACUGCACUUUGAAGAGGCCCCGUUGGUGGACACAACUGGCAGGAAGAUCCUGGCCUCACGGAGACCAGAAGCCGCCUCUCUGGGAGCUGGGAGAAAGGGCGGAAGGCUUGCUUGAAAUGCAGACAGUUGGCCCCCACUGGUGCCAGUUCUGCGGGCACAUCACCACAAAAAAGUUUCAGGGGGGUGCCGUGCGGCAGAAAACCCAGCUACCAGGGAGCUGUGGUCGCACGCGGUCGUAGAUAAGGGGUGUGCUCCGUUGCCUGAUUGGGCUGUCGACACUCCCUCUCUUGGAGAAUUAGGGUCUCUGCUUCCUCUUAGGUGACCGACUUAGUAAACUUGCUUAAGACAAGGGGAUCCUUUGAGUCGAUCCCGCAAGCAGGCUGUCUUGAAUAGAGGUCUGGAUGCAUCUUUGCAUUGGGAGACCCUUGUGGCUUCAAAGUUUUUUUUUUACAAACACUUAACUAAAGGGCUGCCUUUUUCUUCAACUCUAGAUUUGUAAAUAAUCAAUGCCAUAGUCCAUUUGCCUGCACUUCCUUUCUUUCUUUUCCACUCUCCCUCCUUUUCAUUUAAUAACUUUGCUCAGUAGGUUGGGGUGGAUUAUAAUUUUUUAAAAAAUGGCUCGCCCCCCCCCCCCCCCCAGUAAAGGCGUUCAGCUCAGCCAUUUCACCCCGCAAUUCUUUGGACCUGCCGAAUACGUUCAACAAUAACUUUACUCAUUUGUGCUUGUCUCGCUAGGAAGAUUCUCUUACUUACAAGCCUGGCCUAGAAUUCAAGCUUUAUGUGGCAGAUCCUGCAACAUUGGUUUUCUGAAAUGAGAAGGUUUCCGGUCCCAGGGCCAUGGUCCCGCCUCUCCGCUCAGGUCCUGGCGGCCUGUUCCUCUGGUCUCCCGAAGGGAGAUUUAAUUUAAUUUAAUGAGCUGAGGACGGAAAUCUUGCGCCUGAGGAGGACGCUGCUGUUGCUGGGGUAGAGUGGGCAGAGACCGCCCCCAAAUGCCCUGUCCCGCCCCCUGCCCGUUGUGGCUCUGUGGCUGCAGACUCCCCAACAGCUGUAAAGAACGAGUGGUUUUUAAGCAUCGCAGCUUUGAAAUGGUGCUAAAAGGUUAGCUUUCUAGAAAGGGCGUUAGUCAUCGGGUGGGGGAGGGGGAAGGGGUGUCUGCACUACAGCCCCAGCUUGGCAGAUGGCAGCCCACUUAGGGAGCCCCCACCCCGCCAGCAAGCCCAAGAGGCGACCGACUCACGCGUCUGAUUCUUCCAAGGGGGUGGUUCUGCGUUCCUCUUGGUUCGUCUGUGCCUACGGAAAGCGCGCAGCCGGCGACGAACUGAGCAUUUUGUUCCCUGCGAAUGAGCUGUUUGGAUUUAAGCAGAUUCUCUGAGGGGAACUGACGGGAGGGAGCCCUCUGCCCGCCCACCCACUCCCCACAGGUGGCUCUUGCCUUCUUUCUUUUUCUUUCAUGGGUGCCCAAUGGGCAACGCCGUUCAUUUGCCAGGUGCUUCCUGGUUGCUGCACAUCCUACCCGCUGCCACUAGGGGUCCCUCUGCCUCAGUGGGGCUUUCCUGUGCUUGGGGGAGGGUGCCCCCCUUGAAGAGCCGUGCCUGCUGAGGCGGCCUUCAGGCGUUCUCCGUGGGCCCCGCCGGCGUUUGGGGGAAGCGCUCCAAGCCCUGCACGGCUGACUUCCAAGCCAUUUCUUCACCUUUCCUUUGUGAGCAGGCCCACGUAGAUCCCUUUCGUACUUUAUAACUACAUGCGCUGUUCCUUUUUUGUAUUUACAAACAUGCAAUAAUAACUGGAGGGCCUUUUCCUUCAGAGUAUGUAAAAGCCAAGUUCUUGUGAGCGGACUUCGUGUGCUCCGAGUCCCGGGAGGGCAACCAGUAGCUGGCAAAGCUAUCCUUCAUGAGCUCCUCGGACUUAAC